Emericellopsis atlantica is the source of this 1602-nucleotide messenger RNA. RefSeq lists its product as uncharacterized. The record is from RefSeq and is a predicted model, not a curated record. Lineage: Eukaryota; Fungi; Ascomycota; Sordariomycetes; Hypocreales; Bionectriaceae. The coding region runs from base 1 to 1602 and encodes 533 amino acids. The transcript has 3 exons.
AUGUCUACCCGUCCCGACGCCCAGGAAUCAAGAAACCCCGGAACACAUCUCUCUACCACAAGCCAUUCAUUAGCGCCCGCUGUUUCGUCUAUGCCAGAGUCCAAUGAGUCCCCGGAGGGCGAUUCGAGAGUUUCAUACCCGGACCUCUCCCGCCGUCGGGACGAGGUUCGUUCCAGUCCGAAUACUUCAGUUGGAGAUGCUUGCAUAUACUGUCCGAACGACGACUGUACAUCGCUCACACCGUGUUGUGACGCUUUCGGUGAAUGCGAGCUCAGGUAUGUUGCGACAAAAGCGAAAAAGUCGGUGAAUUCCAACGACAAGGAGAAAAGCAAGAGCAGUCCGGCGCUCCCUGAUGACCCGAAACGCCAUGAGGACUGCUCAGAAAAGCUGUUACAUCGGCUCUGCGACGUUCUGUGUGGCUUUCAGAGAAUCAAACUGCCAUCGGUUCAGUCGUCAAGCCGGGACAAGUCAGUCGGUCAUGUUCCUGGCUCAGACGUCGAAGAUGAAGAAGAUGGCGACCCAUUCCCGGAAACCCUUUCUACAAAGACGGUGCAAAGUAUGGUCCAGCGAAUUAAUAUCGGCAUAGAGAAAAUCACAAAACAGCUCCUGCAAGGCUGGUAUCCUGCCAAUAGCACAGACCGACGUUUUUACGAAUUCCUCCACGAGAACUUUCUCGAGACGAGUGAAAAGCAGGGAAGCGGAUUGGAAGGCAUGUGCGAGGCUCUUGAGAUAUUUCCAGACCUGGCUCUAGCGUCUUCCUUCGUCGGCGCGGAUCAAGAAAUCAUCGCCUCGCUCAUCUGGCGAGCCAUCAUCAGCGUCGUCUUCACGGAUGACUUGGCGGACUUGCUCCAGGACGAGCUUGACUUCAUGAAGUUUGUAAGGAAAUCAAUGCAAUGGGAUCAGCGAGACUCUACUACUAUCCGCGAGUGGACAUUCCAAGCCGUACGAGCUAUAGCUCUAUCGAACGAGUUUGAAGCAAGACAAGAAAAGCGGCUUGAAGAUUUAAGCCAGGCACUUGCUCGACAAUUCCGGUUUCUGCUACACCGAUGGAAUCCCAAGAAAAAGUGUAGCAUACUACCCUUUGCCGAGAUGCUCAAGACGGAAUGUCUUGAACCAGCCUUUCAGUUGCACUUCAGGGGCAUCAUCAGCCGAAGCUCCGUCAGACUAGAGCUCAACGCGUUCCUGGAAUAUGACUUCUACCAGAACAUUGUCGCGAGCAGCCAUUUUUACGACAACGUGGACGACAUGCUGUGUCUAGACGCAUGUGCACAGUGGACUCCGUGGUCACGACCCCAGCGAGACCGACAUGAGGCCAGCCACCCUCUGGUCAAGAAAAAGCUAUUCAACAUUUGCGCCAUGUGUCCCAAGGUCUCAAUCGAGAGAUAUGACCCUAUGACAGGCCGCACUGAAUCGGAGGUUGCUUGUCCCCAGGUCCAUGUCAUUGGGUGGGACGUGAAGAACUUGGGGGGCGAAAACUACUAUAAGCAAGUGGCUCCCAAUCUGAUGCAGCUGGCUUUGGAUUGGAGGGAGAAUCAGCUCAGGAGAUGUAAAGAUCGGAGACGUGCCAGACGCUACCUGGGAAGAGGGAGACGAUAUGUAUAA